This is a messenger RNA of Nasonia vitripennis (jewel wasp), 2371 nucleotides long. Its product is annotated as serine/threonine-protein phosphatase 6 regulatory ankyrin repeat subunit C-like. Bases 464 to 2020 code for a protein of 518 amino acids. The transcript has 3 exons. Gene Ontology annotation, molecular function: protein binding. The record is from RefSeq and is a predicted model, not a curated record. Lineage: Eukaryota; Metazoa; Arthropoda; Insecta; Hymenoptera; Pteromalidae.
UAUUCUUCAGUCUAAUUUAUUCUACACCCCGCGUUGGUGACAAAGGUGAUUAAAUUUUACAAUCCCCUUCGUAGACAGCCGCAUAAUAUCUUGAUGCGCUCUUCGGUUUUCUGUCGAGCCGCACUUUAUACCUGCUCCACCUCCAUGGGGGUCAUUCGUGUUUCGCCAGUAAAAGUGCAUAACUGUCCCCUACACUGAGAGAGGAUGGUACGAAUUUCUCAUCCCCUCCACCUAUGUAUUUUCCAUUUCCUAUGCCGCCAGUCACUAGACACGAGAGAUCUAUCCUCAGUUCAAAAAUCGACCCCCUCCGGAAAGGUUCACCGCUCUGAGAGUAAUAGUCCGGCUAAAGGCAGAUUCGUAAGUACUUGUAGUGACUCUGUUUCGCGUAGUGGAACGCAAGUUCGUCUUGAAAAUAUAAAUCAGCACAAAGUGCGUCCUGUAUUCCAACUCGUACAAAUACAACAUGCUCAACUUGGCGGUUGAGAUGAACGACUGGGCUGGAGUGGAUGCUUUGCUUUCGAAGUAUCCGUCGCAUGUAAACCUGGCCCUGGAGGACGGAAGGACGCCGCUGCACACCGCGAUCGUCAAAAACAACAUUGAGAUGAUGAAGAUCCUGCUGCAGCACAAGGCGAGCGUCAAUCGGGACCCAAGUCGGAGAACAGAAACGCCCUCACCGUUGUGGUUAGCGAUGCUCCAGCGCCACCACCGAGCGGCCGAAUUUCUGAUUCGCCGAGGCGCCAACGUGAACGAGCGCUGUGAUACUAGCCUGAUGAGCCCCGAGGCGUGGGAGCAUUACGACUACGACGCGCAAACGACUUUCCUACACGUGGCGGUGCACCGGCUUGACGCGUCCCUGGCCCGGCUGCUCAUGGACCACGGCGCCGAUCUCUCGGCGAGGAACGCCAAGGACCGGACGGCCCUGUUCGACGCCCUCGCCGCCGACUGCCCGGUCGACCUGGUGCUUGAGAUGAUGAACCGCGGCGCCCGACACGAGCUUGUGCACGCCGACAACAUGCAGUGCACCUACCUGCACUCGGUCAUCAGCGCGGGUCAUGAGGAGCUGACGGAGCUGUUGCUAGCGCAGCCAGAGGUCGACGCAACCCUGCUGCACUACACCGGGAAGACGAUGCUGCACUUCGCUGCGGAUGCCCGCUGGGAGAGCGUCAAGACCGCCAGGUGGCUACUAGAGAGGGGUGUCCCGCUCGACGCUAGGGACAGGAUCUUCCAGAACUCGCCACUGCACAUCGCGCUGCGGACAGGCAAGUCGGCAAUGGCAAAGUUGCUGAUCGAGCGGGGAGCCGACGUGAACGCGAGAAACGGCGACGGACUUCGUCCGCUGCACCUGGCAGUGACGGGGCGCUGUUGCCUGAACGUGCUGGAGCUGCUCCUCGCCAAGGGCGCCGAGCUGCAUCAGCCGACCCCGUCGGGCCAAACGGCUCUGCACCUCGCGUGCAACGAGGGCAGAGAGGGACAGCUCAAAACUCUGCUCUUGCGCGGCGCGGACCCCCUCGCGAAGGACGACGUCGGCCGCACGCCCUUCCAAAUGAUAAACCGGGAGGUGACCGGCGCUGCCUGGCAGAUGAUCAGGCGUCUAGGCGUCCUAAGGAUGGUCGAAGGCAGACAGAUCGACGAGCAGGACAAGCAGCUGAUCAGCAGGACGCCCUACAUGCAGGAGCACUACAUAGCCUGCAGGCGGGAGCUGCAGAGGAUGAGGAAGAUCAAGGUCUACAACGACGUGACGCUGUUCUUCGUCUUCGCGGCGAGCGAUGAGAGACUGGGCAUGCUUAUGAGGAACGAGGAGUUUCUGGCCUCCUUCAAGUCGCGCUACGUCGAGUACCAGUACGCCGUCUACAACGACUACAUCUCGGCGAAGUUCAAGAGAACUGAGAAGAAGCUGCGCCGGAUUUGCGCGGUCGAGAAUCACCUGCAGAAGAUUUUCUCUGCCCAUCUGACUUACCCCGCCAUAGAGAAUCUGGCAAAGUUCGUUUCUGUCAAGGAUUUGCCUGGUUGCAAAUUGUAGACUUAAUUUUUGAAUUUGUUCAAAUUUGUAUAUAACUUUUCAUUUUCGUAAAUCUUUUUAAUAGAAACAAUAAACAUGCAUAAAAAAUUUAAAAAAGAUUGAUUUGAAACCUUGCUUUAAUAUUCUCUUAGUUGCAUGUAUAUACUAUCAAUUCAAAUUAGAAAAUUAAACACAACUUACAGUGCUCAUGGAUUACCUAUUAAAUGAAAUUAAUGAGAAAAUAACGAUUUUCAGAAUCUAUUUCCCUAUUACAAUUAUAGUGAAUUUUUUUUUUAAAUUUCCUAAAUUUUUUGUCAACGUUGAUCCCUAAUGGAAAAAAAUGUUAUAAAUUGUAAUAAAUUGUAGUUAAAC